AGCAAUAAAAGUCACGGGUCUGCUGUUACCAUGGGACCAAAGGGAGAGAAUCUGUCUGUUCUUCUCCUUCUAAGAAGCAAGGCUGUUUGGGCUCUGUUUCAUUUUACCUAUGGCUCUUGUCCGUAAAGGUUUUCAGGGGUUGCCUCUGUGUUGCUUUAAUACUUUUCUUUACAGUAACAAGGAUCAUCUCUUCUAGUUCUCCUGGCCCUCAAGGCCUGUGCUGUAAUACAACGCAGAGAGGUAUGUACCUGCCUGGAGGCACUCUGUUUUAAGGCUACGAAUAGAAAUCUCUUCACAACACUCCCCAGCAUGCUGCCUUUCUGCCUAUGAAUAUUUCAGUCGCAAACUGCCAAAAAAGUAGGUUUGUGGGGUGUGGAAAAAGGAUGGGGGCGUGGAGCACGUGCUGGGACUGUGUCAGCAACUGACAUAUGUUCUGAUCACCAGCAGUUUAGAAUCACUUCUCCAAGAGUUUGCCGCCGACAAGGUUUUGCUGGGGCAGCAGGGCUGCAUUAUGGUAGCUGUAGGUUUUCACUCGCCUUUUUCUACUGCUUUGUUCUUGCUGCUGGCAGUCCCUGUGAGCCAUGCCUUGGUAUUGAAAUGCAAAGAACAUCACUAUCUUUUCCGUGAAAAAUGUUGCAAGGACUGUGCCCCUGGUGAAAGAAUGAGAAGCCGCUGCACAGCAACAACAGACACAGUCUGUGCCCCCUGCCAAGAUGAGUACUUUAAUAGUGAGCACAACCACGGCUUCUGCAAGAGCUGUACCAUCUGUGACACUACGAAGGGGAGCAAGGAAGUGAAGAAGUGUGAGAAGACCUCUGACAGAAUUUGCAUGUGUGCUGCAGGCUACAUGCCAGACGUUGGCCAUCCCCUGCGAAGCGUCUGCUUACCAUGUCCUGAAGGGUUUUAUUCCACAGGAGGGAAUGAAAACUGCCAACCUUGGACCAAUUGCAGCGUUCUUGGGAAAAAUACCCUUCGACCAGGGACAAAAACAGCUGAUGCUGUUUGCAGCCACCAUGUCACCCAGCCAGCCACCUCUCAGGGUGCAACACCUGCUCUCAGUCUUUCCACCACUGACCACAAGAACAACACGUCGACUGCAACGUUCUCACCAUCCAGACCCAGCGUGAUCCCUUUCAUUUGCACAGACACAAACAGCCCCACAGAGACCAACUGGGGGUCUUUAUCACUUAUCCUGAUUUGUCUGAUACUCCUCAUGGUGAGUGGAAUGUCCAUCCUCCUGUUGAUUAUCCAAGCAGCCAAAAAAGAGACCAAGAGGAGGAAAACCCGUCAAGGAGCAGGGAGCUGUCGAUUUCCUGUCCAGGAAGAACAAAUUGACUCCAAUUCUAGUCUUAUCAAAAACUGACUCCACGUUACGUUACUGUUUCCUGCAUUUCUGAGCCGACUGAUUGUAACAAGUAAUGUGAGGGAGCAUUCUGUGGCUGUGCAUGUGGAUGUGUGUAACUGUUUAAUUGCACUUCAGUUGCUUUGGGUCUCGUUGGGCAGCCCCUUUGGCAUUAGGGCUGGUGGGAGUAGAUGUUCUUGCUGGAAUCAUGUGGUUCUUUCUCUUCAGCAGAUCCUGUGCACAGCAUCCCUGUCGCCAGGACUGAGUUCCUAAUAGUCCUUUUUGCAUUUGUAGCCAAUUCAUAGUGAUGGGCCUGUCUUUGGGCUGAAGAAAGUGUCUCUGAAGCUGUAAGAGCUGAUCAUUGAGCAGACAGAAAAACAGGGAAAUCAAAAGACUUGCUUUAUGGCUGAGUUUAUGUCUUGGCUUACAAUUCUGAGCUGCUAAGCAGAGCAUGUCUCUCUUUUCUCAGUGCAGGUGUCCCCAGUGUUUCAGUCUAGUUCCCAAAUGAACUCUUCUCGCUUUAGGUGGAGAAUCUCCCUUGAUGAACCAGUGCCCUUUGUGCUUCCAUUUUUUUCAAGUUAUUUCUUCUUGGUCAAGUUGAAUGGCAUGUGUGAGCCAGGCCUCCAGAGAUAGUGGUCACUGCUGGUCACUCUGCUACUGGCCAUGUACCAGAACAGCACCAGAAUUCUGCUGCUGGCUGGUUAGUGGCUGUUAAGAAAUGGCUGUUCAAUGCCACUUCUCACUUUUCUGCAUUUCUUCAAACAUAUCCAUUGAGAAAUUGUCAUGUGAACAUAUUGAGCAUUUUACUCAUUAUCAGGCUCAAAAAUGGAAUUACCCAUGAUCACCAGGUAGCUCCAGAUCUCCAAGUGUUUGGAAAUCUCCAUGGAGAUCAUGUGUGUGGAAAGUAGAAUAUGUGGAUUGCCAGAAGGCAAAAGGAACAGUGAUUUCUGAUUAGAACAUUAUUAGUGGAAACUGUAUUUCAAAAUAGGGGUAAAGUGCCACUCGUCUGCAAUGUAAACUUUAGUACUUGCCAUGUCUGUCUAAUCUUUUCUCUAUAAGCCCUGUGCAGUUGACACACUGUGUGGACAUCCUGGUGUCUAUCAUCAGCAAGGCUGCUUUGGUGAAGCUUGGACAUCUCCACAGUCAAAUUGUUCAGCUUAAACCACUUUUGUGGGACUUGGUUGCUUGGAACAGAGGGAGAAACCCAGAAGCAAGUUUGGUUCCAGGCAGUGCUCUGGCUUUGGGCAAGGUCUAUGUCUUAGGUUUAGGAGCAUGUACAUAGACAUUCAGAGGUUUUCUGCUGCUGAAUGACAAUUUUGUGAUGGUUUGGAAAGGUUUAACUUCUUAGAUGUUUUCUGUUGAUAAGAGGCAAGAGCUGAACUCCUAACACAGUGCUGACUCUCUGGGCCUUCAGGGGUUGCAUUUUAGCAAAGGCAUCCAAAGAUCACGUAACGGUGGAUAGAUGUGCUCUGACCAUUCGUCGGGAUGAUCACCUGGUGUGUGCUCUCAGUGGAAUCUGCAUUCAAGAAGUGUUUUUGAUUUUGGUUUCUGUGCAGUUAAAAUGCCUGGUGGUUUUGCCCAUGCACUGUGUGAAAUGAAUUUUACUUCUGUAACGUUUUACCACAAGUUCAUCAGUCUGUAGUUUUGGAAAGCGUUCAAGUUUUAGAUGGCAAGUCCCAAAUCUGAAGUGUCUGUGAGAAACCUGAAGUAUUACUGUCAAUAGCUUUUGAUGUCAUUUAAAUACCUCAGUGUAAAAGUUCAGGAAAUAGUAAAACUUGGGGGUUACAUAAUUCGGAAGUGUUUUUCACUUCAAAUGUAACUCCUCAGUAGAUAACUCAUUAGCAAUAGGUAUUUCAUAAGCACAAUACCAAAGCAUAUGCCCAAAUAUGCAACAGGAAAUGUAUUCAAGAAUACAACUGGUGUCUAGAAACAUGUUUUUAAACAUAUGUUUUCUUAUAU
Molecule: messenger RNA, 3301 nt
Organism: Calidris pugnax (ruff)
Lineage: Eukaryota; Metazoa; Chordata; Aves; Charadriiformes; Scolopacidae
Gene: TNFRSF4
Product: tumor necrosis factor receptor superfamily member 4
Exons: 7
Coding region: 512-1363 (283 amino acids)
Biological process (GO): inflammatory response
Molecular function (GO): tumor necrosis factor receptor activity; protein binding
Source: RefSeq, a predicted model, not a curated record